Messenger RNA from Phoenix dactylifera (date palm), 2170 nucleotides. RefSeq lists its product as uncharacterized. Gene Ontology annotation, molecular function: DNA-binding transcription factor activity, RNA polymerase II-specific; RNA polymerase II cis-regulatory region sequence-specific DNA binding. Gene Ontology annotation, biological process: regulation of DNA-templated transcription. Lineage: Eukaryota; Viridiplantae; Streptophyta; Magnoliopsida; Arecales; Arecaceae. The record is from RefSeq and is a predicted model, not a curated record. Gene Ontology annotation, cellular component: nucleus.
GAAGAAAUGGAAGAAAUAGGUAUUAGUCCAACCUGGAGCCAUUGAUGUUCCUUUUGGACUGUUCCCAUUAGUCCAGAACAUUUUCUAAGGUAAUUCUUGUUACGGGUUUCUUUUCUUCGUUCAGUCUACCUCAGGUGGUUAGCUGAAACCCAGGUUAACUCCCCUCUCUAGUUGAAGGACUGAGAGAGAGAGACAGACGUGCAGCAUUUACUAGGGCUGGGGCUGGACACUGGGAGUUGUGUCAAAGCUCAAUUUCCUGCCCUUGAAAAGAAAGCUGUGUAGGCCUCUGCAGGGUUCAUACAACCAGACAGCACAGUAGAGCUUCUUUUGCCGAGGGAGAGAGAGAUGGACAGCCAUUAAGAUGGUUUGAGAAGUAGGGAGGGAAAAGGGGAGAAAUAUUUGCAUCUCACACAUGUGGUGAGAUGACAUCCACACGUGUGGGAGAGGGAGAGGGGUUUGUUAAGGAAGUGAAAGGGUGACAGCUGGGCCAGUCAGGGAGUGGUCAUGAAAGCCUGAAAGCAAGAAGAGGAGUUUGCGUGGGUGUCUGUUAGAACACUUUGUUCUUUCUAGUUUUGUUUGCGCUCCCACCCCCGAUCCCCUCACUCUUUUGAACUCUCCUUUUCUACUCUCUCUUUCCUUCUCCCUUCUCUUCUGCUACUGCUUGUCUCUCUUAAUGGCCUUGCAACAGUGUGGUGGAAGUAAAGGCAUGGAAACCAGGUGUGGCUUUAGGAACUCCUCUUCCUCUCCUUCCUCUUCCAAGGGGGUGUUUGCUGACAUAAGUUCCCUCUCCAUCAACCCAACCACCUCAGCUGGGAAUCAUCACUGCACCAAGAGCUCUGAGAAGACCUCUUGGACCUUCCCUUUUAUGCAAAAAAGUGAGGUGGGGCACAAGUGUUCCGGUGGCAGUGAUGGCUCUGGAGAGAAGGAGUCCAGUGCUAUCGGAGAAGAGAGCCCAGACGGAGAGAACACCACCAAUGAGGGCUCCCUGGGUGGGAGGGAGACUGUUGACUGUGGUCAGUCAAAGCUCUGUGCCAGAGGCCAUUGGAGGCCUGCAGAGGAUUCCAAGCUCAGAGAGCUUGUAGCUAUCUAUGGUCCUCAGAACUGGAACCUCAUAGCAGAGAAGCUGGAGGGUAGAUCAGGGAAGAGUUGUAGGCUGAGGUGGUUCAACCAGCUGGACCCCAGGAUCAACAGGAGGGCCUUCAGUGAGGAGGAGGAGGAGAAGCUAAUGGCUGCUCACAGAUUGUAUGGGAACAAAUGGGCCAUGAUUGCAAGGCUUUUCCCAGGGAGGACUGACAAUGCUGUCAAAAACCACUGGCAUGUGAUCAUGGCUAGGAAGUAUAGGGAGCAGUCCAAUGCAUAUAGGAGGAGGAAGCUCAUGAGCCAAGCUGCCCAAAGGAGACUGGAGGAAGGUGCAGCAACUACAACUACAGCGGCAGCCUCUGGGUUUGGUCACUGUCCUUCUCCCUCCUUCACAUUUCCGGCUGCCAUCAAUGGCUCCAUUGGCUCACAUCACAUGACACUCGGAGUAGGGGAUUCCCUCUCAAGUCACAACGGCUUUCAUACCCAGCAAACGCCCUUUGAUUUCCUUUCUGGUAACAGGGCUCAUGACAAUGCCGAUUUCGGUAGCAACAGCUCCUGGGGUUGGCCAAGGGAUGUUUCUUUCAUGGGUUUUUACCAUCAUCCUCCAUUUAUAUUGGCAAUGCAACAGCCAAGCCAUGCAUCCCACUAUUCAGAUUCUACAGCCUCAGCCGCAUCCCGGGUUUCAGCUCUUGAAUCAUCGUCUUCCGAGGAGAACAAAGAGGGUGGCCGCUUCGAAGCCACCGUCUCACCAACUUUCAUAGAUUUCCUUGGAGUCGGAGCCACAUGAAGGGACAGAAAGACCAAGCCCAUAAAGAAGAAGAGGGUUAGUUUUUCCAGGGUGCAUGGUGGUUGGAAACCCGUAGGCCAUCAUGAGUAAAUAUUCUCUUAGCUAAGGUUCUAUGUAACUUUGACACCUGGUCCACUUCGGUUGAAACCUGGCCUUUUUUAUAGAUGAAAAGAAUUAGUCAAGUAGAUUACAUUGUUACCCUUCUAUAUUUUCUUUCUCUCAUCUAGUAGGAAGGACAAACUCACUGAACUCAUAAGAUACACAGAGCACAAUGAAGUGAGACUCCCUUGUGAUGUUUCUUCU